UGCAACUUACAACUAUAAAAACGGCUGGAGCGAUUUUGAUAAAAUUUGAGUGGCGUGACAUUUCAGAACGUGGGUACCUAUUAGAUUUUUUCAAUCUAUUAAUUAUUUACUAUUUUCUGAAUGGAUAUGAGUAAUACAAUUUUGGGCAUUGAAAAUGGCUUUUAUUUUUACAUGUUAGAGUUGUUUAUUCUUUACCUACGCCGUAACCACGUUUCUACACAUACACUACUAUGAAUAAAUAUGUGGGAUCCGUGUAUUAUUUCGUUUGCGUGUUUCUUACGUCUGGUUACAUCUCGGGAGACUCUUCUGCCUCUGUGGAAAGUAGGCAGCCCCAGAAUAAGUAACGUGGAACACUACAGACACAUCCGUCAAUUUUCUCAUUCGUGAAUAAAUAAUAUUGCAUACAAACAACAUUUUAUAGUCACGUCAAAGGAAAAAUAAUAUAACAUCGGAUGAAAAAAUUGAAGUAAAAAGGUCUGCUACAAAAAUGACUAAAGGAGUUAAGUAGAACCGAUCAGUAACUAUUACAUAAUUAAUUAAUUAAUUACCUACUUUUUGUAUCAUAAACAGAACGUUUCCAAAAGCUAUUGAAAAAAAAUUAUAAUUACUACCUUUGUUGGAAUCGCCCAAAUAUAUGAUCUAUCGACAAAAUACACUAUGAAUAAAAAUAAACUUGGUAAAUAGUAAUACAUAUGUAGUAUAGAAAAAGGGUUGCUUUGACAUAUUUUAGAGACACGGCACAACGUCGUCGAAACUUAAUAACAUAGAUACGUUAGUAAGAAUUUCCUUUGAACUUAUAAGGGGUAAUUUUCUUUAAAAAUCGAUAACCUUGUUUGUCGUCAAAAGAAAGUGGUAUUGUUCUAUCUAUAAAACAAUAUGGCGCAACAAAUGUAUAUUAAAAGUGGCCGAUGUUAUCACGGGAAUAAAUUGUUAAGAAAUAAAAUGUUAAAGCAUUUAAAGUAAAUAGAAACAUGCAAAUACAAUAAAAAGGAACUUUUAUUAACAGAUGAUAACUGAGAUGAAGUAUUCUCCCAUCGUAUAUAAAACUAAAAUAAAAUAGGAAGUAAAAAAUCACGACACUUAACAAAAUAUUGCAGAGACUGGUGAGGUAGCAAAUGCAAGUUAUCGAUCAUCAUUAAAUAUCUAUGGUUCCUGACAUUUCGCUUCCCGCGCUCAAAUACAGAUAAAAAAAUAAAAUGUCAACGACUACCGAUCGCCGAUCGUCGUCGACGGGGUAAAGAGAAAUACCUUUGGAAUAAGGUAUAAAUUCGCGUGAUAAAUAACAAUAAAUGUAGAAGUACGAACCUGUUGGCGGCGUAACGGGACGAACACGGCCGAGGGAGUGACGGGAAAACUCCAAUAUUGGACCGCUAAUGUCAUUUAUAUUGGAGCCAACAUUUGGUUUAACUGGCAUUUGAUUUGGAAUUUGCUUUUUACCACGGUUUCGUCUGAAAUGUUUUUGUCAGUGUAAACAAAUACAACAAUACUGUGUUAUCGUUAUCGUACACCUAUUUCUAGGUGUUAUCGGGGUUGAUAGCAGAGUUCAAAAUAUCAGAGAAUUGAAUUAAUACCUACUUAUAUAGGUGUUUAGUUUUAUAUCAUCAAUUAAUAUUAGGUGUUAAAAGACGAUUUUCAUUUCAUUUUUCUAUUUUAAUCCCAUGUUACGGAAUUCAAGAUUACAUGAUAUUGAUGCCUGCGUCAUAAAAUGUUUAGUCAUCAAUCAUACGCAAAAUGAUCCUAACAAAACACGAAUCCAGUAUUUACGCAGCAAAUAAACCGCACUCAGAGAUGAUGUUGGAAAACCGAUAAUAACAGUUGGGGGAAGUUUUCGUCCAAGGUUUGUUGAGCUGUUGGCGUGUGUGGCCAAUGUGCGCCAACGUUGGGUAUAGGGCGGGAAGCAAGCCUCCCUUCAUUCGGUUUCCCAACGCCGGGGGUGCGCGCCGCGUCCUCGCAAACUUCUCUCGCGACCGAAGUGUAUCGUGAUUCGUGAAUAAAUUCAAUUAUUGUGUCUACAGUAGACUACAGUGAAAUUGUUAACUGAUAUUGUACAGACGUGUAUGCUGAAGAUAGAUUUGACGCAUUUUAUUCGCCAGAGCCACGCACAACUUUGAUUAACAUGUCAAGUUGAUAAAAGUAAACUCCUCAAAAACUGGCUGAAUAACAAAUGUUAUAGAAAAUACAGAAAAAAGACGCUAGAAAAAGAAUUAGAAAAUUUUUAUAAAUUUAAAAACAGAAAACGCACAAAAUUAGUGGCGGCAGUCGCGUAGGCGGCGCCGCGCGGUGCGGUUGUGGCUCGCUGGCACCGCUGGUGGCUGGUGGCGGGCGCGGGGGCUGCUAGCGCUCAGCGCAGCCCGCUCGGCUGGGCCAUGGGCAGCUCACAGCGGUUAGCCGCAGUAGCGGCCGUCUCUCAUGCGAGGCACUACUACAAUCACACACAACCAGAGGUGCACACCGAGGUCUCCUCAUACAAUAUCAAUAUAUUCUUCGUCAGCGCGACGUUAUGCGGGGUGUUGGUGGCUGUGUGCGCUGCCUGCUGGAGACGCUCUCCUUCACCAGACAAGCCUGAGGAUGCCGCCUGCCACGGAGUCUACACAGUCAGCGGAGACGCGAGGUUACUGCAGGAACAAGUUGAGAUCCCCGGACCUCCGCCGGCCUACGAAACAGUCGUUGAGGGACCACCGCCAAAGGACAACGAUACCUUACAGGAGGUGGUAACGGAACCUUGCGAGAGAUGCCAGCCCGGAACGGAUCCUGCACUACCGUCGUACGAAGCGGCAGUGUUGCUACGAGACACCAAGUUAUAAUGUAUAAAGGAAACUAAAGAAGUCUAACCAAAAUGCAAACUACCAAAUAUAUUCUCAAACAUCUA
Trichoplusia ni (cabbage looper) is the source of this 2869-nucleotide messenger RNA. RefSeq lists its product as uncharacterized. The record is from RefSeq and is a predicted model, not a curated record. The transcript has 5 exons. NCBI's taxonomy places the organism in Eukaryota, Metazoa, Arthropoda, Insecta, Lepidoptera, Noctuidae. Bases 2367 to 2804 code for a protein of 145 amino acids.